GGAGGCUGCGGCCGCCAUGUUGUUGUGGGGCUGAGGCGGCGCUGCGAAGCCGGAGCGGCCGUGACAGGCUGCGCAACAGGUUCGCUGUCGGCGGCCUGGCGACGAACCCGGCAGCGGCGGCGGUCGAGCAGGGUCUCCCGGCGUCCGCCUGCGCCAGCGCUGCUGGAGCCGAGGGGCGCGGGGUCGCGCUGUGACGUGCCGGAGGCGCAGCGGAGGCGCCAGAUGGCUGAGAGCUAGCAAGGAAAAUUCAGGACCAUGAUGGCUCAGUUUCCCACAGCUAUGAAUGGAGGGCCAAACAUGUGGGCUAUUACCUCUGAAGAACGGACUAAGCAUGACAAGCAGUUUGAUAACCUCAAACCCUCAGGAGGUUACAUAACAGGUGAUCAAGCACGUACAUUUUUCUUACAGUCAGGGCUGCCGGCUCCUGUUUUAGCUGAAAUAUGGGCUUUGUCAGACCUGAACAAGGAUGGGAAGAUGGAUCAGCAGGAGUUCUCCAUAGCGAUGAAACUCAUCAAACUGAAGCUGCAAGGCCAACAGCUGCCCGUGGUUCUCCCUCCUAUUAUGAAACAGCCUCCUAUGUUCUCUCCAUUAAUUUCUGCUCGUUUUGGAAUGGGAAGCAUGCCCAAUCUGUCAAUGCCUCAGCCAUUGCCUCCAGUCGCACCUAUAGCAACACCCUUGUGCUCGGCGACUUCAGGGACCACCCUCCCUCCCUUAAUGAUGCCCGCUCCCCUGGUGCCUUCUGUUAGCACGUCAUCGUUACCAAAUGGAACCGCCAGUCUCAUUCAGCCUUUAUCCAUUCCUUAUUCUUCUUCAACAUUGCCUCAUACGUCAUCUUACAGUCUGAUGAUGGGAGGAUUUGGUGGUGCUAGUAUACAGAAAGCCCAGUCUCUGAUUGAUUUAGGAUCUAGUAGCUCAACUUCCUCAACUGCUUCACUCUCAGGGAACUCGCCCAAGACUGGGACCUCAGAGUGGGCAGUUCCUCAGCCUUCAAGAUUAAAAUAUCGGCAAAAAUUUAAUAGUCUUGACAAAAGCAUGAGUGGAUACCUCUCAGGUUUUCAAGCUAGAAAUGCCCUUCUUCAGUCAAAUCUUUCUCAAACUCAGCUAGCUACUAUUUGGACUCUGGCUGACAUUGAUGGUGAUGGACAGUUAAAAGCUGAAGAGUUUAUCCUUGCUAUGCACCUCACUGACAUGGCCAAAGCUGGGCAGCCAUUGCCCCUGACUUUGCCUCCUGAGCUUGUCCCUCCAUCUUUCAGAGGAGGAAAGCAAAUUGAUUCCAUUAAUGGAACUCUACCUUCAUAUCAGAAAAUGCAAGAAGAGGAACCUCAGAAAAAAUUACCAGUUACUUUUGAGGACAAGCGGAAAGCCAAUUACGAACGAGGGAACAUGGAACUGGAGAAGCGACGCCAGGUCCUGAUGGAGCAGCAGCAGCGGGAGGCAGAACGUAAAGCCCAGAAAGAAAAGGAAGAGUGGGAACGAAAACAGAGAGAAUUACAAGAGCAAGAAUGGAAGAAACAACUUGAAUUAGAAAAACGCUUGGAGAAGCAGAGGGAAUUGGAGAGACAACGGGAAGAAGAAAGGAGAAAAGAGAUAGAAAGACGAGAGGCAGCAAAACAGGAACUUGAAAGACAGCGUCGUUUAGAGUGGGAGAGAAUUCGUAGACAGGAGCUUCUCAAUCAAAGGAAUAGAGAACAAGAAGAAAUUGUCCGGUUAAACUCUAAGAAGAAGAGUCUUCAUCUCGAGUUGGAAGCACUGAAUGGCAAACAUCAGCAGAUCUCAAGCAGACUUCAAGAUGUCCGACUCAGAAAGCAAACUCAAAAGACUGAGUUGGAAGUUCUGGAUAAGCAGUGUGACCUGGAAAUCAUGGAAAUCAGGCAGCUCCAACAAGAACUUCAGGAAUAUCAAAAUAAGCUUAUCUAUUUGGUACCUGAGAAGCAAUUACUAAAUGAAAGAAUUAAAAACAUGCAGCUCGGUAACACACCUGAUUUAGGGAUGGGUUUACUUCAUAAAAAAUCCCUGGAAAAAGAAGAAUUAUGCCAAAGACUUAAAGAACAGUUAGAUGCUCUUGAAAAAGAAACUGCAUCUAAGCUAUCAGAAAUGGAUUCAUUUAACAAUCAACUAAAGUGUGGGAAUAUGGAUGACUCUCUUCUUCAGUGCCUUUUGUCUCUGCUAAGCUGUCUCAACAACCUCUUCCUCUUACUUAAGGAACUGAGAGAAAGCUACAAUACACAGCAGUUAGCCCUUGAACAACUUUAUAAGAUCAAACGUGACAAGUUGAAAGAAAUUGAAAGAAAAAGAUCAGAGCUAAUACAGAAAAAAAAACUAGAAGAUGAGGCUGUAAGGAAAGCAAAGCAAGGAAAAGAAAACUUAUGGAGAGAAAAUCUUAGAAAGGAGGAAGAAGAAAAACAAAAGCGACUCCAGGAAGAAAAAACACCAGAAAAAGUUCAAGAACAGGAGCAGAAAGCUGAGGAGAAACGAUGUGAGCCAGCUAGUGCUUUGGUGAAUUAUAGAGCAUUAUAUCGCUUUGAAGCAAGGAGCCAUGAUGAGAUGAGCUUUAAUUCUGGAGAUAUAAUACAGGUUGAUGAAAAAACCACAGGAGAACCUGGUUGGCUUUAUGGUAGUUUUCAAGGACAUUUUGGCUGGUUUCCAUGCAACUAUGUAGAAAAAAUGCCAUCAAGUGAAAAAUCUGUGUCUCCUAAAAAGGCCUUACUUCCUCCUUCAGUAUCUUUAUCUGCUACCUCAACUUCUUCUGAAUCACUUUCUUCAAAUCAACCAGCAACGGUGACUGAUUAUCAAAAUGUAUCUUUCUCAAACCUAACUGUUAAUACAUCGUGGCAGAAAAAGUCAGCUUUUACUCGCACUGUGUCCCCUGGGUCUGUGUCACCUAUUCAUGGACAGGGACAGGUUGUACAAAACCUAAAAGCACAGGCCCUUUGUUCCUGGACUGCAAAGAAAGAUAACCACUUGAACUUCUCAAAACAUGAUAUUAUUACCGUCUUGGAGCAGCAAGAAAACUGGUGGUUUGGGGAGGUGCAUGGAGGAAGAGGAUGGUUUCCAAAAUCUUACGUCAAAAUCAUCCCUGGGAGUGAAGUCAAACAGGAAGAACCAGAAGCUUUGUAUGCAGCUGUAAGCAAGAAACCUACCUCUGCAGCCUAUACAGUGGGAGAAGAGUAUAUUGCACUUUAUCCAUAUUCAAGUGUAGAACCUGGAGAUUUGACGUUCACUGAAGGUGAAGAAAUAUUGGUGACCCAGAAAGAUGGAGAAUGGUGGACAGGAAGUAUUGGCGAUAGAACUGGAAUUUUUCCAUCAAAUUAUGUCAAACCAAAAGAUCAAGAGAGUUUUGGGAGUGCCAACAAAUCUGGAACAUUAAACAAGAAACCUGAGAUUGCUCAAGUAACUUCAGCAUAUGUGGCUUCUGGUUCUGAACAACUUAGCCUUGCACCAGGGCAGUUAAUAUUAAUUCUAAAGAAAAAUGCAAGUGGGUGGUGGCAAGGGGAGUUACAGGCCAGAGGAAAAAAGCGACAAAAAGGAUGGUUUCCUGCCAGCCAUGUUAAACUUUUGGGUCCAAGUAGUGAAAGAACUACACCUGCCUUUCAUCCUGUGUGUCAGGUGAUUGCUAUGUAUGACUAUAUAGCGAAUAAUGAGGACGAGCUAAAUUUCUCCAAGGGACAACUUAUCAAUGUUUUGAACAAAGAUGAUCCUGACUGGUGGCAAGGCGAAAUCAGUGGGGUGACUGGUCUCUUCCCUUCAAACUAUGUUAAGAUGACGACAGACUCAGAUCCAAGUCAACAGUGACCCAAUGUUGUCUUCCAGUGUGAAAGCACCCCAGAGACCCACUAUCCAAGUUUGACUCUAGCGUGGAGGCAGGGCAGGCAGCCCUGAUCAAAUAUCUCUUACACAAUCCAUUCACUUCAUUUGAAUGUUAGAGCCACUUGUGAUUAUUUCUAUGUGUUUCUAACUUACAGUUAAAAUUUAUUUGUAACAAAUUAAAGGAUAGUGGGUCUUUGUGUGGCUUUCCCUGCUGUUCACUCUGGCAUCUUUUAACUUUGUUUUUAAUUUGGUAAUUGUAGGUCAUUAGCGUGCACAUUGAGUUUGCCCUUACGUGGUGGGAAUUCAAACACACAAAGACCCACUAUUUGCACAAACUAUUCUUGCUGGUGUGGAAUGGGUUGCCAUGCUUUUUUAACGUUAUUGCAACAUGUAUAUUCAUUACAGAAUUCAGAUAAAAUUUGCUUAUGUUUUGCUGUUAUGUUUGAUCUAAUCCUAAUCACAGUGAGCUCUUAAAUGGUUCAAUAUGUGAUUUGUCCCCAAAUAUGCACUGUUUACUUUAUUAAUUUCUAAUAUGCCGCGAUUCAGUAUUUAAGAUUGCAAAAGGCCAAGAACUGGAAAUAAUGUUUUCUCUAUUUUCUGUGUAUUUUGGGGUGGGAGCAAUAAUGCUUUGGGGGCGCUUUUCUUAUCUCAUAAGAGGAAAGUGACCUGCCCCAUCCGUAUGUACAGAGUGGGAUGUGUUUCCUCUGUUUGAGGUGCCCAGGAAUGGCCCUGUACUGGGGUAGUUCCCUGGGGACCUUUGUAUGCUCUGGGCUAAUCCUGCAGCAGUUAUUUGUUACUUCUUCACUGAUGACCUAAAAAUGUAUUAUUUUUGAGGAAUGAAAGGCUCCCAUCAUUGACGGUGAAAUAUGAAACCUUUCCUAGCUUAGAGCAUUUAUAUCUAUAAUAUAUUUCAAAGUCAAUGUUACCUAUUUUAAUUAGGUGACUACAUGUCCCAGAUCACAAAAAGACACUGGUCAACAUUGUUCUUAAUGUAUUUAGUAAAGAUCAUAAGGAGUCCUUGAAGAGUUUAAAUGCCCCUGAAGCAGGCAUACAGACUCUGUCUAGUCACGAAUGAAUUUGAGUGAAGGAAAGAUGUGUGAGAGCUGUUGUUCCUCUCUGUCCAUGAAGCUGCUUUGAGGCCAGAGACUGACUUUAUCAUCCAGAAUUUUCUGGCUGUUAUCUAUUCUUCAACUGCAUUGGCUACUUUGGCAUAGGAUUUUACUUGUUUUUCUUGUAUGGAAAACACUUUAAAGAUAAUAAACAUUAUAAACUGAUAAAUGUGAGAAUACUUAGCUGAAACAAAAAAGAGUUUUAGUGGACAGUAUUAAACUGUAUUUGAAAAUCAAAGAAAAGUUUAUGCAAUUUAAAAUGUUUACAAACUGCAGUGCAAUCUACUGUUUAUGAAUGUCAAAGUAGUAUCAGGAAAAGUGUACAUACAAUCACAGAGUCCUAUUUCCUCAAGAGUUCUUUAAGAAGAGUAAAAUACAGUUUUAUAUCUCUGAGUUUAAGUUAGAGGCAUAUUUUGUGCAAUAUUUAUGUUACUGUGCCUACACAUUAUGAAUAAAUCAUUUCAGUCAUACAUUACCUAAAUCUUAACUUUUUACAACACUUGAGAAAGAGUCAACAGUUUAGUUAGAACUUCACAAAGGUCAAAUGUCUGUGUUUCAAAAUACUUCCCAUUAUUGGAAUGUGUGCUGAUAGGUAUGUGUACUCCCUGGGGUCGGUAUUUGUAGUUAUUAGACCACCUCAAUUUUCAGCAUUUGGCAUCAUCGUGAUGCUUUUAUAGGAAAGCAAUAAUACCACUUUACAGGUGGGCUAACAGAUUCGUCUGCAGUCACUAAAGGACACAGUACAAAGAUUGACUCCUUGUGAGUUCAGCUGAUCUUCCAAACUGCGCAGAUUACUUGGUCUUGCCUUUUAUGUUCUGAACUUUCUGCUUUUGCGCCCUUUUUGGGUGCAGAUUAAGGACAGUUAGUUUAAGUCCAUUUUAAACCCUGAGGUUAGAAAUCAGACCACUGCUAAUUAGCCGCAUGAUCUGGUAUAACAUUUUCUCUUUAUGAUUUUGCAUUUGGACUUAUACACUGAUAAAUUAUUUCAAAGGUAUUUUUAUAGCUCAAAUCAUUUCACUUUUACACUGAUAAAUAUAGAUUAUUAAGAAUGUCAUUCAAGUAGAGCUUAGCAUCUGUAAUCAAUUUGAAAAUAACGUAUUCAUCAGGUACCUAUGGACUGAAUCACAUAAUGGCAUAUUUAUGCUGAAUAUUGGUCUGGAAAACAUACUUGCUGUAUUUACUGAAAUACCUCUCUUUGUGUAGGUAUUUUGUCGUAUAUUUGAGAGAAAGCUAAAAGUAAAGUAUGACAUAUAAUAAUAACCUGUCCUUAGAAGUGCAUGCAAUACCUCGUAUUCAGCCAUGUAUUUACUCUCUUCCUCUUCAGUAUAAGAGGCAGCUUUCACUUUGCUUAGAAAGUAACAUUAGAAGGAAAGAGUUUAUCAGGGACACAGAAUUUUAAAAUGGGAACACAAUGGAAUAAAUCUGAAUUCUGUAGGAGGUAAAGUUUAUUUAAAAAUUGUAAUAUGUGAUAAUCAUUUUAAAAGUAUGUGAUUAAAUCUGAUGGGUUUUCCAGCAAUGAAAAAAUCAGUUCUAAAACCAAAGCUGAUUUUUUAGAAAAAUAGGAAAAUUUAAAUCAACCCAUUGUAGAGUUUCCUCUAAAACUUUAUCUCAAAGAGUUAUGUAAAAAUAAUAGAACUAUUAAAACGUUGUAACUGCUAUUUUAGUGUUUUAAAAUACAAUGUGAAUACUGAUAGUUUAAAAUAAAGAAAGUGGGGAAAGUGGAGAAAGAAAUGCCAACCCCUGUCCAAAAGCUUUAUUUGCCAAAUUUUCUUAGAAUGAAUUUUACCAAGUUACAAAUCCUUGUAAAUAGAAUCUAUAAUGGAAAUACUGAGAGUUUUAUCUAAAGUGGCAUUGUUGGAUGCUGCUGUGAUGCUACUGUAAUGUAAUAAAUUAUUAAAUUGUUGCAAAGUGCUGUUUUUUGCCUUAAACUUUUAUUUUGUGUGUCUUGAAAACUAUAGUGUUAAGGGUAUUGAGAUUGUGCAAAUGCUAGGCACGCUCGGCAUGAGGUAAUCUGUUUUUAUUUUUACAAAAUUGUAAUAUAACUAUGCAAGUGUGUUUAUUAAAAGGACACAAACUACA
Rhinolophus ferrumequinum (greater horseshoe bat) is the source of this 6995-nucleotide messenger RNA. It is a transcript of the gene ITSN2, whose product is annotated as intersectin 2. Lineage: Eukaryota; Metazoa; Chordata; Mammalia; Chiroptera; Rhinolophidae. The record is from RefSeq and is a predicted model, not a curated record. The transcript has 30 exons. Gene Ontology annotation, biological process: positive regulation of Rho protein signal transduction; endosomal transport; clathrin-dependent synaptic vesicle endocytosis. Gene Ontology annotation, molecular function: calcium ion binding; molecular adaptor activity; guanyl-nucleotide exchange factor activity. Gene Ontology annotation, cellular component: plasma membrane; cytoplasm; presynaptic membrane. The coding region runs from base 256 to 3792 and encodes 1178 amino acids.